Molecule: messenger RNA, 2781 nt
Organism: Oncorhynchus mykiss (rainbow trout)
Lineage: Eukaryota; Metazoa; Chordata; Actinopteri; Salmoniformes; Salmonidae
Source: RefSeq, a predicted model, not a curated record
UAUAUAGGGAACAGAGUGCCAUUUGCAACGCAUAUCAUCUUUGUGGAAACUGCUUUUGUAUCGUCAAGGGCAUUAAAGGGUCAGCUGUAGCAGUAACCAGUGAGCAGACCGAGAUUGGCUUUAUUCGUUCAUGCUGAUAGUCCAAUAAGAUCCCACUUGAGAAAAAUCUCCACCUUGUCCUCUGAGAGGUCAGGUGGAAUCAUCCCCAUACUGCUUAGACCAAUCACAUCUCAACAAGUGUGUAGGGUCUGUUUGGAACUGGGCCUCUAAUGUGGUUCCCACUGGAGCUAGACGGACCGGACUCUUCCUAUAUCGCCACAGGAGAGAGUUGCCGCCGUCACUCUGACAGUGAGGAGGUUCUACCUCAGGAGAACCUAAACAAUAGGACCAGUCCAAACACAAAUCCAAGAAGAGACACACGGCUGCAGAGAGUGUGGAAAGGAGUUCCCUACCUCGUAUAAACUACGCAGACACCAACAGAUCCACCAAGGGGUGAAACCUUACCGAUGUUCUGCAUCCAGGAAGAACUUGAAGCUACACCAGGUAGUGCACACAGGAGAGAAACCUUACUCCUGCCCUGUCUGUGGCAUGGGCUUGACUCAGCAGGAAGAUGUGACUGCCCACACUGUAGAGAGAGAGAGACUAAUGACACUGAGGAGGAAGAGAAGGAAGAAGAGAAAAGGGAGGAAGAAGAGGAAGUAGGUGGAUUGAUACAUUCUGAAGGAGAAUUAGGUCAUUUGGAUUCUCUUCAGCUUGGAAUGAGUCCUGCCUCCAGCCACGGCAGUGAGGAGACUACCUCUACAUCAGGAGAACCUGAGCAACACCAGGAGAACCACGACACAGCCACGACGUCUCACCGGGAGACUCAUCAGACAGAAAAAUCGUCUCACCGGGAGACACAUCAGACAGAAAAAUUGUCUCACCGGGAGACACAUCAGACAGAAAAAUCGUCUCACCAGGAGACACAUCAGACAGAAAAAUCGUCUCACCGGGAGACUCAAGAGACAGCCACGUCGACUGACCGGGAGACUCAUCAGACAGCCACGUCGUCUCACCACUGCUGCUGUGCCUGUGGACAGGAGUUCCCUGGUGCCUAUGACCUCAUGCUACACCAGAGGACUCACUAUAUAAGGAACAGGGUUCCAUGUGAGACACAUACCAUGACUGCACACCUGCAAACAUCCGCUGUGAAGAGAGAGCGUGGUCACACUGAGGAGGAGGAGGAGGAGGAAGGAGAGGAAGUUGGUGGAUUUAUUAAACGUGAAGAAGCAGCUACUUGGGAUCCUCCUCAACUCGGAAUGAGUCCUGCCUCCAGCCACGGCAGUGAGGAGACUACCUCUACAUCAGGAGAACCUGAGCAACACCGGGAGAACCACGACACAGCCACGACGUCUCACCACUGCUUUGGCUGUGGACAGGAGUUCCCUGCCGCCUACGACCUCCUGUUACACCAGAGGACACACAUGGAGAGAGGCUUCUACAAGUCUGUCUGUGGAGAGCUGUUCUACCAGAAAGAGUUACUCAAAACACACCAUCAGAAAGUUGACACAGGAAUACCUGGACAACACCGGACGAAUCCCAAAGCUAAGAAGUCUCACGACUGUGUCGUGUGUGGAAAACAACUAUCGGAAGCAAUGAAGCUGAAGAGGCACAUGAGAACACACACGGGAGAGAAACCUCACAGUUGCUCCGUGUGCGGCAGAGGGUUCACGCAGAAAGGAAAUCUGAAAACACACAUGAAAACACACAGAGGGCUGAACCCCAAAUUGUGGUCGGCAGGAGAGGACAGUCCCUCUACAUCAGGAGAACCUGAACAACACCAGAAGAACCACACAGCUAAGACAUUUCAGAAUUGCAUAGAAUGUGGGGAGAUGUGCCAAACUCUACCAGCACUAAAAAAACACAUGAAAACUCACACCAGUAAGAAGCCGUCUUACCAAUGCUCCCUUUGCGGGGCGGAAUUCACUGAGAAAGGGCAAAUCCAAGACCACCAGUUACAGCAUGUUGGAGAGAAGCCGUACUCCUGCCCUGACUGUGGGAAAUGUUUCGUCAAUGAAAGCUACAUUAAAAUUCACCAGCGAACACACACUGGAGAGAGACCCUACAGCUGCCUUGUGUGUGGAAAUAGUUUUGUGAAAAAAGCAUACUUAAAAAGUCACGUACUGACACACACUGGAGAGAAACCGUACCUUUGCUCCAUCUGCGGGAAGACAUACAGUCGAGAAGGAACUUUCAAAAUCCACCAGAGAGUUCACACGGGAGAGAAACCGUACCUGUGCACUGAAUGUGGGAAGCGUUUCAGCUGUAGAGCAAACCUUUAUUCGCACAACAAGAGACACGCUGGCAAACCCAUAGGACCUAAACGUCAGCUAGGCAGACCGAAGCAGCUGCCAAACUGACAAUGGGACAGGACAAAUGAACUUGUGUAGUGUCUCUCCUGAUCACCAACAAAAUAGUUAUGUUCCAUUGAUUAUGCAUUUCUCAUAAACGGACAUAAAACAAUACAAUAUGAAGCAUCUGUGGAUGUCUGAAAGACUGAAGAUUUGUCAGCACCUGGACCUAAACAGCAGUUAGGCAGACCCAAGAAACUGCCAUAGGGGAAACAGUGCUGGUUAAAUUAACUUACACAGUGACUUCAUUUUGUCUAAGACGUCACAGCAGAGUUGAAAAAUAUAUGGCCCGUGGAAAUCAAGAGAGUGGUGGUCCACAGAGAGAGGUGGUCUACAGAGAGAGGUGGUCCACAGAGAGAGGUGGUCCACAGAGAGAGGUGGUCCACAGAGA